Molecule: messenger RNA, 2612 nt
Organism: Loxodonta africana (African savanna elephant)
Lineage: Eukaryota; Metazoa; Chordata; Mammalia; Proboscidea; Elephantidae
Gene: ELMOD1
Product: ELMO domain containing 1
Exons: 10
Coding region: 875-1993 (372 amino acids)
Molecular function (GO): GTPase activator activity
Source: RefSeq, a predicted model, not a curated record
AACUAGAGUAUAAGUUCCUGAAUGAUAGAUCCUUUUUACCUCUAUAGCUUGAGUCUUUCUGAGACUCAGAGUAGUACCAUGAAGUAGUAGGUACUCACACUAUUUGAAUUAAAAGUCAGCAUAAAACACAAAUCCACAUGUACCAGAAACAUAAAAGUACACAAUUGGUGAUUAUAUAGUUCAUAGUUUUUGUGGUAUUGGAGUGAGAUAGAAUAUACAGUAAAGAAAAUCUUCUUUAGCAGGAGCCAAGAACAGACUUGCCAUGAGACAGAGUAUUUGAAAUGUUUAAAUUGGAGAAUGUUGUCACCUCUGAGAAUCAAAGGUCUUGCUUAGUAAACUGAUGAGGAGGCCAUCCAGCAGGUUCAAGGCGUGUUGGGAUUGGUUAGCAGAGCAGACAAGUGGCUACAUAACCAAGUCCUCAAGAACAACAGUCUCUAAGAGGAAAGCAAAGGGAGGGAGGGAAGAAUGGGAACAAAGCAAGAAAUAAAAUAGUGAUUGGGGGCAGGGAGAGGUACAGUAAGGAGGGACUAGAAACAAGCCAGAGCAAGCUGAGAGUUUGUCCACAGAGGCAGAAGAGGAAAUUGCCAUAGCACAUUCUCUCCCCAUAUUUAAGGGAGAGGCAACUACUGAGACACAAGCAGUAUUAAAGGAUUCUGUUUUCAAGGUACUAAUUUACUUCCAAAACAUUUUUAGGCAAAGGUGGGACAAUAAAGAAUUCCAGGGCUUCACCUUCAGUUUGUUGGAAUAUUAAGUUUACAAGAAUAGGGUACUCUGGGAUUGCUUGGAGUACUAGUGAGUGUGUCCACACAGACCUCAGGCUUCCCAGUGAAGGGUUUUGUAGCCACCUCAAAUAAGGUCAUGUAGGAUUAAGAAAAUGAAACAUGUUUGCAAACUCAGAAGUCUAAUGGCUGAUUUUCUCCUGGGCUUUUUUUCUUGCUGGUGGUGGUUGCUUUCUGUUCUCUUCCAGCGUUCUAUUGGAAGGGUGCUGUCUUUUGUUUUUGACAGAAUGUUGAUCCAGGUGUGCCUGUAUUUUUACUGUAAGUUUUUAUGGCGCUGUCUGAAAUUUGUAAUGAGGAAGCUGACAGGAAGAUGUGAGCUGCAACGCAUCUGUUACAGUACCAAGCCUGGAGCUUCUAGAACCAUGAAAAUCGAAACAUCACUGAGGGAUUCCAAGAGUAAGCUGUUGCAGACUUCAGUAAGUGUUCACCCUGAUGCUAUUGAAAAAACUAUAGAAGACAUCAUGGAACUGAAAAAAAUCAACCCUGACGUAAAUCCACAGCUGGGAAUCUCUCUUCAGGCUUGUCUUCUGCAAAUUGUUGGGUACAGAAACCUUAUUGCUGAUGUCGAAAAAUUGCGCAGAGAACCCUAUGAUUCUGAGAAUCCCCAACAUGAAGAAAUGCUUUUGAAGUUAUGGAAGUUCCUGAAGCCCAAUACUCCACUGGAAUCUCGGAUUUCUAAGCAAUGGUGUGAAAUUGGUUUCCAAGGUGAUGAUCCUAAAACAGAUUUUCGAGGAAUGGGACUUCUGGGACUGUACAAUUUGCAGUAUUUUGCGGAACGGGAUGCCGCAGCAGCUCAGCAGGUCCUCUCUGAUUCUCUUCAUCCAAAAUUCAGGGAUAUCACUAAAGAGGAAAUAAGCAAAUUCAGCAAAACAGAGUGGGAAAAGAAAAGGAUGGAUAAAGCAAUUGGGUACUCGUUUGCAAUUGUGGGCAUCAAUAUAACUGAUCUGGCAUAUAAUCUACUGAUCAGUGGAACUCUCAAGACCCAUUUCUACAACAUCGCCCCAGAAGCUCCAACAUUAUCCCACUUUCAACAAACUUUCUGCUAUUUGAUGCACGAGUUUCAUAAGUUUUGGAUUGAAGAGGACCCCAUGGAUAUAAUGGAAUUCAAUCGUGUGCGGGAGAAAUUCCGCAAGAGGAUUGUAAAACAGCUGCAGAACCCAGACAUGGCAUUGUGCCCACAUUUUGCUGCCUCGGAAGGUUUAAUCAACAUGUAAUUGCCCAGGCUGGUUUUAAUGGGUGCCCUGGAACACACUGCCUCAUCGUCGUGUUAGUUCUCUGCUUAGGUCCCAGCCCACACGCCGAAUGCACACAGUGAUUGUACGCAUGCCUUUCGAUACAGUGUUCUCAUCUCUUGGUCAUAAUUAUCAGAUCCCCAGAUCCCACCAUUUCUGGAGUAUCAGUCAUCCAGUGACUGCUCAGAUUGUGGCAUUAUGCAGUGUUACAUCUUGCCCUGACACCCAGGUAUAGAGACAGUUUUCUAUUUUUUUAGAUUUUUUUCCUCCUCCUCUCCCCCCAUUCUUCAGCAUUAAAGAAUUGUGAUUUCUCUAGCUGUAUUUUGUAUGUAAGAAAUUUAGCUGAAUCUUGCUCUGUGACAGCCUUUUAAUUUAUUGAUAUGUUUCAUGACUACUGCUGCUAGCUUUUCAAGCCAAGUUCAGGCUUGGAUCUCAUUCCAAAACAAUAUAAGACUUUAAAAUAAUACAGACAGAUACAUGAUAAGCCAAACUGUUCCUGCAAACAUAGCCGUGCUUCACAAAAACGGGAUGAGGCUUUAACAGGCAAACCUCCGCAGAAGAUAUUUUUGUUUCAAUGCCGCAGAAUUACAUUGUAACUCGC